GCACAACACUGCAUUUCUAGGACUCUGCAGUCUGCUGCCAGAUUUUUUUUUUACAAAACCUGCACCAUUUGUCCAUUUAUAGAUCUUUUUAUUUUAUCAGGGAUCUAUUAAUCUACAACAAUAGAACAAUUCUAAAUGAAUUGUUAUGGAUUUUAGGAAUAGAAUUAAUAGAUAUUGCUGACAAAAAAAAAACACGUUUGUUCUUUCUAUUGAUGGAGAUGAGCAGUGGCUGUUAGAGGAGAUGCUGAGCAGCAAGAGGACAGCGGCCCUGCAGAGGCCGACAGCUUGGGAUCGCAGCAGGGUUGGGGAGAGGCUGCAAGCUGCCCUGGCUGGGCUGCAGGAGCUGCACCUCCUUAGGGAGAAACAGGAGACGCUGGUGACCGCAGCCCUAGCUAUGCAGCCGGCCCCUGCAGUGACCCUGCGGCAGUGUAAUAAGGACAACCCGGGAUCAUACCGCUGUGAGGAACUCAGGUUGGAGGCCACACUGACUGUCCUCAAGGAACAACUGUCUCGUUUAAGAAGACAAGACGUUGGCUUGAAAAGUCAUUUGGAUCAGCUUGAUCAGCAAAUAAGUGAGCUUAAACUGGAUGUCAACAAAUCAUCUAAUGAAAACUUGGACAGUGAUAGUAGACCAAGUUCAGGUUUUUAUGAACUGAGUGAUGGCGCUUCCUGUUCCCUAUCUAAUUCUUGUACGUCCGUAUACAGUGAAUGUUUAUCAGCAUCCCACAGCAGCCUUCAUCCAUUCGCCCAACAAUCCAGAAACCGUCUGAGUGUUUUUGAUUACAGGCCGAAAUCUGUAGAUGAAACUACUGUUCAUGUCUCAUCUGCCAAUGUAAAUCUUCAAAAUUGGGGAGUAUGCAGCAUGGAUAUAAAUGAGAACAAAAAUUGUUCCGAAUUCACAGGAAACCAAGCAAGGUCGCGACCAAGACCCGUUUCUACAGGAGACCUUGACAGACUCAUACCAACUAAUUCUGACUUUCAAAUGGCAUCAGACCUACAGCGUGUUUCAACAUUUUGCCAUGGAAAUGAUAUACAGUUUCAUAAUGUUGAUCCAAAAUAUCAAAGUGAUUUGGUUUCCAAAAGAGGCAUUGAUAUAUAUCCAUACCCAAGCCCUCUACAUGCCGUUGCUUUACAGAGUCCACUCUUUGCUUUAUCGGAUGAAUCUCAAGACAUUGACCCUCGAUGCAUUGAGAAUAAAAAUUCUCCUAAUAGUGUUUCAGGUACUUUAUUGGAAGAGCCUCAAUUAUAUACUGAACAGAGACCUGGAGGUUAUAUAAACAAAUUGCUGCAAUUAAGCAAAUGCAAAGCAAACAAUCAGUCUGAGUGCAGUGAAAGAGCAUUAGAAAAGAAUCAGCCAGCCAUAACAUACCAGAGACUUGUUUUAAGAACCAGCCCUGGUGGAUUGAAAAUUAAUAGCAGCAAUUGCCUGAAAGAAAAACAGGUUUGUACACUGGAAGCUGGCAAACAAAAAGGAAAUCUAACUACAAAGCAAAAUGUCUCCUCUUAUGAUGUACCCGACAAACAGCAAAACAGUCUCCCAUCUGUGGAGAGCAAAACCACUAACAUUAACUGUGUUUCUAGUAGGUUAAGUACUAUCAUGGACACUUCAACAGAAUCUAUUGAAGUUGGAUCUUACUCCACCAUUACUUCUGAAGACUCCAAUCACCAACCGUCAAACUUACAAAAAAGAAUUAUAGUACCUCAAAAAAUCAAUAAAUGUAACAACCCAAAAAAUAACACAAAUCAAGAAAUAGUGGGUCGAUAUGAAUUUGUUCAGGCAAAAUUUGUCCCAGCAGAGUCUCAUCAAAUUAAGUUCAAAUGCUCUUCUUCCAAAAAUAAAUCAGAUAAGCUAAAAAGAAGGAAUAGUGAAAAGAUUGUAAGGCCCGUACGAUCUUCCCGUGCCAUUGACAAACCAAAAUUGGGUGAAUGCUCCAAUCUGCCAAUAGAAUGGAUUCAACAAAACAGACCUAUGACAAACAAUGGGAGAAUGCUCAUGAGAAGGCCAACUUUUGUUGGGGAGGCAGGUGGCAGGUCUUGUUCAGAAACAAGUUUGUAUCCUGUCCAGUAUAGGAUUCCACAAUUGAUACCAAGAUCUCAACUUUGUCGGACUUCAUCUGGUGCUCUUCAUUCCUUUGAAGGUGUUAAUGCUAAAACAGCUGUGAGCAAAAAACAGCGCAAAUGGCAAUCUUCUGUAGAGAUUUCAAUAAAGAGCCAACUUGCAAAUUUUCCAGGUGGCCCUGGAACAGGUUUAGUGCAGCACAGACAACCAGUUAAAAAAGCUGGAGUUAUGAGGACAGUAAGUCUUCGGACAAAAUCUAGGCAUCAUCGGCUCAUGGGAACCUAUGCAAAAAGUGAGUCUGAUCAUUCAGAAUAUUCAGCAGAAUGCGCUUCUCUUUUUCAUUCCACUAUAGUAGAGACAAGUGAAGAUGAUGUUAGUGACUACACUACAAACCGAUUUGGGGAUAGUGAAUCUAGUGAAAGUGAUUCAGAUGCCGGUACUAGCUCCAGCAGCCUUACUUUGGAUUGUGAGGACACUGAUGAGACUGAAAUAGUUUGGGUCGAUUCUUCUGUCAAUCCUCCUUUAGUCACAAAGUCCAUGACCAGGCCUCUUUAUCCGGAGCCUAAGAUCUGUCGCAUCAAAGCAUCAAAAGCACUAAAAAAGAAGAUUAGGAGAUUCCAGCCAGCAUCUUUAAAGGUUAUGACCAUGGUAUAAGAAAGAGUAAUAGGUUGUUGCUCUCAAGGACAACACACUGUGUUUUUGCUUUGCAAAACAAUUGAAAUGACUGGUUUCUGGAAUGUUUUAUCUUGAAUGAACUGUGUAUGACCUCCACACUCCACAAAAGACUUUUUCACUUGUAAACAACUAUACAAUCACACUGUACCCAAUUUUGUUUUGCUGUUUUCUUGCAAUGUUGGCUUAAGUAAUUAUGUCUUUUUUUAUUUUUUUAAAGUGACUUUAUUUUGCCUUGUUGUAUUUUGCAAAUGUUAAAAUUCAAUAUUAUUAAAAACUAUUUAAUAUUCAACCAAAA
Molecule: messenger RNA, 3029 nt
Organism: Bombina bombina (fire-bellied toad)
Lineage: Eukaryota; Metazoa; Chordata; Amphibia; Anura; Bombinatoridae
Gene: DACT2
Product: dishevelled binding antagonist of beta catenin 2
Exons: 4
Coding region: 242-2713 (823 amino acids)
Biological process (GO): negative regulation of nodal signaling pathway
Cellular component (GO): cytoplasm
Source: RefSeq, a predicted model, not a curated record